This is a messenger RNA of Alternaria postmessia, 1419 nucleotides long. RefSeq lists its product as uncharacterized. Gene Ontology annotation, biological process: cellular response to pH. The transcript is spliced from 2 exons. The record is from RefSeq and is a predicted model, not a curated record. Bases 1 to 1419 code for a protein of 472 amino acids. Gene Ontology annotation, cellular component: plasma membrane. NCBI's taxonomy places the organism in Eukaryota, Fungi, Ascomycota, Dothideomycetes, Pleosporales, Pleosporaceae.
AUGCCCUUCCCCUUCGUCCUACCAACGACUUCCAGCAUAUCAUUCACCGACUAUUUCAACAGCAGCACACAUCCAUCCCUGCCAAACUGCGCAACCACUGCGCGAGGCGUCCUUCGUGACGUGCUCAAGCGACACAAGCGCAUACCUCCUGCCUCACAAGCCUCGAACCUCUCCACGGUAACAUCCGCCCUCAACGAUUACAUACCGUACCUGUUCGCCCUCGAUGCGGGUCUGAGCGGUGCAAGCUGCGCGGGAGAAGAGAUCGACCUGAUCUUGGUCAAAGAGCUCGAGGUGGAAUGGCGCUCGACACUGGGAUCCUCAAUACCGGGCCGCGAACCUGCAAGAGUAAAGCUCAAGAGCCUUGAAAGCGAGCUAUGCUACACACUCUCCACAUUGGCAUACGUAUACAGCCUCCAGGCUCGAGCACAACUACAUACGCUCUACAACGCGACCGUACCCUCGCCCGAACAACGCGCGACGGCCAUUGGUGCUGCUAUGAAGCACUUUCUUGAAGCCAACUCUAUACACACAUACUUGGUGAACCGAUCAGGCCAGUAUAAUUCACAGCCUGCCGCCAUAGACAUAUCGGCAUCCGUGCUGGGAGCGUUGGCGGAGCUGACCAUGGCUGAAGCUACACUUAUUACGGUGCUGAAAGAUGACCCGUACCCAGCUGUGGUGAUAGAAGACAGGAACAAGCAAAGUAAAGACUGGAUGUUUAGAGGGUCCGAUAUACCCAAGGUCCGCGCCCAUCUCUUCGCGCGACUGUGCCUUGCGUCGUCCGAACACGCUGCCAAAGCUCAAGCUAUGAUGGGACGGUCUUCCAAGGUCAACGACGACCUGCUGAAAUACGUGGAUGACUUGCGACGCACGGCAAAGGGUAAGGCCUGUCGGUUCCUCGCCUGUGAUGCUGAAGCGGGUGGUAAAACAGGAGAGGGCAUUGCGUGGCUACGGGGCGCAAAGAAGGAGCUUGGCUUUGCCUCGCUAGGUGCCGAGGAAGAGAAGAAGUCGUCUGGUUUCUCCAAACUAAAAAAGGAGUGGCAAGAGAAGAGAGAAGAUCGUAAGAUUGAAAAGGGUGUAGACUGGGGUACUGAUGCCGGCAAAUUCGAAGAGGGUCGGAUUGUUGACAUGUUGCUGAAGAAGUGGGAAAAGCAAAACGACACUGUUGGCGUCCAACUGGUGCCUCCCUCGGAACCGUUACUCGCAAGCAUGCCUUCUGGGCGCGAGUAUCACACAACGAAGAUGUUCAUUGUACCAGCGUUAGACGAGGACGCUUUGGUUCGCAUGCGGGCGCCUCCAGACCCGAGCGAGCCUUUCGAAGGCGCUGAAGAUGAUAGCGCGGACGAGGACGAACGCAGUCCUCCCGCUGGCGCUUUUCCAGGUACAAAAGCGGACUAUGCACCAGGAUCCGCCUACUACUGA